AUGGCUAGCGAGCAGCCCCACGCGGAACAAAGCAAAGGCCUCAUGGAGAGAGCCAAAGAGACUGUUGUGGCGGCUGGAGAGUCUGCGAAAGAAGCGGCAGUGGAUGCGUACAACGCUGCCAGCGAAGGUGUUGCAAACUUGACUAAGCAACUCAGUGGAGAGACUCACGCCGACACUGCAAAGGACCAGGCACACGAGGCGAAAGAAUCGUGCAAAGAUGCCUGCUCUACUGCAGGAGAGGGCAUUCGCAGCGCAGCGCGCGAUGCUUCACAAUCUAUUUCCAAGGACCCGAAAGUUCAAGAGAAACUCCACUAA
Besnoitia besnoiti is the source of this 315-nucleotide messenger RNA. RefSeq lists its product as uncharacterized. The coding region runs from base 1 to 315 and encodes 104 amino acids. The transcript has a single exon. The record is from RefSeq and is a predicted model, not a curated record. NCBI's taxonomy places the organism in Eukaryota, Apicomplexa, Conoidasida, Eucoccidiorida, Sarcocystidae.